GCACCCGAGCAAGAAAAGUGGGCGCCCAUCUCGCCCUCCCCGGUCUCUACCCUCAACUUGCUCGCUCGGUCUCUCUCUCUCUCUCUCCCACCCCCCCCGCGCCUUCUCGGAGAGCCUGAGCGCGCUGUGAUCCCGGAGAAGAAGGGGCGGCCGGCGGAGGAGGCAACUCAUACGGUUUCCAGAUCGCACGCCCUUUCUCAGAUUGGAUGAUGUUUUCUCUCAUCUAACUUAAAAUCAGAAUGAGGCCAGUGCAAAGGGACUAGCGAAGUUGCUAGAAGAAUGAGUGCAAGUUUUACCUCAAAGUGGUCAAUAGUGGGCCGGUCAUUGUUGGGGAGCCUCAGCAACAAUUUGGUGGGGACAGUGAAAACAACUCAUGAAGUAAUUCCAAGAUCGCAUUACAAUAGUAUCUUCUCUCAGCAACAAAGAACAUUCAUACAGAUGAGGACAAACCUCAAAGUCGUGGACAACUCUGGUGCCAAACGGGUCAUGUGCAUACAAGCUUUGAAGGGGAGGAGAGGAGCAAGACUGGGUGAUACUAUAAUUGCAUCUGUAAAGGAAGCACAACCUCGUGGUAAGGUAAAGAAGGGAGAGGUAGUGUAUGGUGUGGUUGUGCGUGCUGCCAUGCAGCGGGGACGUUGUGAUGGCAGUGAGAUCAAGUUUGAUGAUAAUGCAGUAGUCCUUGUCAACAAGCAGGGAGAGCCCAUUGGUACGCGAGUGUUUGGGCCAGUGCCCCAUGAGCUCCGGAAGAAGAAGCACCUGAAGAUUUUAACUUUGGCUGAACAUAUAGCUUAAGUUUCUGGUUUCACAGCCUGAACUAGCUCUCCUAUUUAGGUUUAGGGAUGUUGGGUCAGCGUAUGUAGCCUGUGAUAGGAGAAUUUAUGCUGUGAUUGGUUAUUUUUCGUGCUGAAUUUGUCUUGCCGAUCAUUACGGUAGCUGAUGUGAGGGGCUUCAAGAGAGAGUUGUUGUCAAUGGCCAUAUUUUCAGUUGGAACAGGAGCUCUCGUCUGCCUUCAAGUGAAUUUUGAGCUUGUUUUUAAUGUUUUAACUUUUUAAUGUUUAAAUAAAUAUUUAAGGAAUUAGACAAGAUUGUGG
This is a messenger RNA of Elaeis guineensis (African oil palm), 1091 nucleotides long. RefSeq names its product large ribosomal subunit protein uL14mz. Gene Ontology annotation, biological process: translation. Gene Ontology annotation, cellular component: ribosome; mitochondrial large ribosomal subunit. The record is from RefSeq and is a predicted model, not a curated record. NCBI's taxonomy places the organism in Eukaryota, Viridiplantae, Streptophyta, Magnoliopsida, Arecales, Arecaceae. Gene Ontology annotation, molecular function: large ribosomal subunit rRNA binding; structural constituent of ribosome.